AUGCUCUCUUUAUCGUUAUCGAAACCUGAAAUUCCAGCUGAAUUUGACCCUAUAAGAUGGUUGGAUAAAUCAUUAAUACAUCUAUGUUCUAGAUUCGGUGAUUACCAAAAGGACAGCCCGUCUUCUUUCAGCUUGUCUCCUCGGUUUUCAAUAUUUCCUCAGUUUAUGUUUAAUUUACGACGCUCUCAGUUUGUCCAGGUGUUUAACAACAGUCCGGAUGAGACGGCAUAUUUUAGAAUGAUUCUGGACCGGGAAAAUAUUGCUAAUUCAGUCGUGAUGAUUCAGCCUUCUUUGAUCUCUUACUCUUUUCAUUCUGCUCCAGAACCAGCUCUCCUUGACGUAGCUGCCAUUGCUGCUGAUAGAAUUCUUCUUCUGGAUUCUUACUUUACCAUUGUUGUAUUUCAUGGUGCUACUAUUGCUCAAUGGCGAAAAGCUGGAUACCAUAAUCAGCCUGAACACGAGGUAUUUGCUCAGUUACUACGAGCUCCCCAAGACGAUGCAAAUGUGGUAAUCAAGGAAAGAUUUCCAGUACCUCGUUUAGUCAUCUGUGAUCAGCAUGGCUCCCAGGUGUAA
Messenger RNA from Ilex paraguariensis (yerba mate), 573 nucleotides. The record is from the annotation of a GenBank genome assembly. Lineage: Eukaryota; Viridiplantae; Streptophyta; Magnoliopsida; Aquifoliales; Aquifoliaceae.